AUGAUGUCAACGACAACGGCUUCGAACUUCACGACGAAACUGAAGCAGUUCAGUGGAACCGGGUUCCCCAGCGUGGUGUGCUCAGGAGCUGGAACGUCAUCGACGUCGGGGACGCCAUUGCCGUCUGGGACGGUGUCUGCUGCGGUGUCGACUACACCGCUGCUCGACUGCUUAAUGAAGCAGAAAAUGGCCUCAACCAUCAUUCUCGCAGCACUGCGUGAGAAAUUGGCUGCUGAGGUUUAUCUACUCGAUCAUUCGUUGGCUAUGCUGCAGCACUUGCGUAUAACCUACAAUGUCAAGUGCAGCGCCAAUGUUGGUGCGGUCAAGUGGGAGUACAUUGGGCUCUACCUAGAUGGGGACGAGUCGAUUAUCGAGCACAUCCAAAAUACAAGGCGUGUUCUCGAUGAGCUGCAGAAGCAGCAAGUACUGAUUUCUGACGAUGAAAAGCGCCAGAGCUUUAUGUAG
Phytophthora nicotianae INRA-310 is the source of this 465-nucleotide messenger RNA. RefSeq lists its product as hypothetical. NCBI's taxonomy places the organism in Eukaryota, Oomycota, Peronosporomycetes, Peronosporales, Peronosporaceae. The transcript has 2 exons. The coding region runs from base 1 to 465 and encodes 154 amino acids. The record is from RefSeq and is a predicted model, not a curated record.